Messenger RNA from Cylicocyclus nassatus, 243 nucleotides. Lineage: Eukaryota; Metazoa; Nematoda; Chromadorea; Rhabditida; Strongylidae. The record is from the annotation of a GenBank genome assembly.
AUGAAUGAAAAAGCAAGCUGUUGGGGUGCCAAGACUGUCGAAGGAUCCGGUCAGUUAGACAAAUCGCAGCGGAUUAGGACGAAAACGUUAACCAUUCGAAACAUUUAUUUGCAGCCAAUCGUUUUUUGCCACGAGAUUUCCGUCGAAAGUUGUCUGGAAGCCUUUUCUGUUCGUUCACCGUUCGGCUCGCCGUACGCGAAUCUUCAUCAGAGGUCGUUGCUUGGUUAUGCAACUACAUCUUGA